Messenger RNA from Phoenix dactylifera (date palm), 4782 nucleotides. Lineage: Eukaryota; Viridiplantae; Streptophyta; Magnoliopsida; Arecales; Arecaceae. The record is from RefSeq and is a predicted model, not a curated record.
CUGUUUUAUUUCGCCGGUCGUGACCUCCCGCAUUCCCUCUCCUCUCCUCUCCUCUCCUCCUCUGACUGUGGCUAUGACCACAGUUGUAGCUGCGCCUUCUUCCUCUUCCCCCUCCCUCUCCUUCUCCCACUCCACUUCCUCGUCUCGGAGGUCGACGUUCGCCUGCUGCCAACGACCUCCACGGUCCCGAAAGCAAUCUCUUAGAAGCGGCGCUUCUCCCCGAGGAAACAGCGAUGAGUCUGAAGGGGUUUCUCACAAGGGAUAUCCGGGGAGAGGGAAGGAUGAGAGAGUGUAUCUUCCGCCCGAUGGGGGUAGAGGGGAGGCGGUGUUUAAGUUAGCCGGAGUGCAGAAGAAGGACAAGGGUCUGGUGUACGAUCUCAAGGAACAUGAGAUGGUCCAAAAUUGGAGAAAGAAAGAGAAAAGGACUGAUGAUGAGGGGGUUGCGGCGUUAAUACAAGCACUGAACCAAGAUAAGAUGCCUGAAGUUGCUCUGAAACUCCUCAUUGAUUUGAAGUCCAAAGGUUUCGUGCCUGGCUGUGCCACCCUUUCAGCUUUGGUGCUUUGUUAUGCAAAUAAUGGCCUCUUUCAACAAGCUAAGGCCUUGUGGAGUGAGAUCAUAAAUAGCUCAUUCCUGCCCAGCAUUGAGGUUGUUUCAGGUCUAAUGGAUGCCUACGCUAUGAUGGGGCAGUUUGAUGAGAUAUCAACAAUUGUUCAUGAGAUUGCCUCCCGGCAAGAUUUUGGCUUCUCCUGCGAGGUUUAUUCAUUAGCAGUCUCUUGCUUUGGGAAAGUCGGACAACUUGAAUUGAUGGAGGACAUGGUAAAAGAAAUGGUUUUGAGAGGUUUUAAGGUUGAUUCCAUGACCGGGAAUGCUUUUGUCAAGUACUAUAGUUUGUUUGGUUCGAUAGAAGAGAUGGAAGCCGCAUAUGGGCGCAUGAAGAAAUCAAGAAUUCUUAUAGAGAAAGAAGCGAUACGGGCGAUGGCAUCUGCUUAUAUAAGCGGGAGGAAGUUCUACAAACUAGGUGAGUUUUUGAGGGAUGUGGGUCUUGGCAGGCGUAACGUGGGCAAUCUUCUCUGGAAUCUACUCUUGUUGUCUUAUGCUGCCAAUUUCAAAAUGAAAAGCCUGCAGCGAGAAUUUAUAAGCAUGGUGGGUGCUGGCUUCUCACCUGAUCUCACUACCUUCAAUAUACGAUCUUUGGCAUAUUCAAGGAUGUGCAUGUUCUGGGAUCUCCAUCUAAGCAUUGAACACAUGAAGCAUGAGGGUGUCAUCCCAGAUCUUGUGACUUAUGGUUGCCUUGUUGAUGCCUACUUGGAGAGAAGGCUUGGAAGGAACCUAUCUUUCGCUUUAGAAAAAAUGAAUGCUGAGAGUGCUCCAGUGAUGUUAACUGAUCCGCUGGUGUUUGAGGCCAUUGGGAAGGGGGAUUUCCAGUCAAGCUCAGAGACCCUGCUAGAGUCCACAAGGCAGAGGGGGUGGACUUAUUCAAAGCUAGUAUCGAUAUACCUGAGAAAACAAUAUAGGAGCAACCAAAUCUUUUGGAAUUACUGAUUAUUUGCAUGUCUUCACAGACUUUAGCAUGGGGAGAGAAAAGAACAAUAAUGCUGGAAAAAGGAACAUGCAUGAUUCUUGUGAUGGCUAAUUUGAUAUUGUGUGCAUUACAACGAACACCUAGGUUUCUAAGACUCCAUGAUCUGACAGGGGAAGUGGCCUUUGUGUUUUGCAUUCUCAGUGACAGAGCAUGAAGAGCUUUCUUGAACUCCUGUAACGAUAGGUGUGGGUUGCUCAGGCUCUUAAGCAUAUUAAUAUUUUGGAUCAUCAGGUUUUCUGGUGAUGUUGCGGAGCUUGGUAUCAUCCAAGAAGGACUCUACAUGAAAGUUAUCUGUUUUGCAACCACAGGCGCAUCAAGUAAGUAGCUGGAGUCUUACUUUGCCGUACCUCCAAACUGACAACUGUUAUUGACAUCUGUUUUUUCCUUAUAAGUUGCCAUAUCACAUUGAAGGGGGGCAGCCUUCCUAUCUGAUAAUUGCAGGUCUUGUGUGCCCUCCACUGUCAGGACCAUUAAUAGAGUAAGUAGUUGAUUUACCAAAAUCCUUGGUUGCUAGUAAAUAAUUGUUUUUAUGUGGUGAUCUGCUUGUAAACCUUGAUACACAAAGAAUCAUUUAAUGUGUGCUAUAUUUUAUAGUGAGGAGCAUGAAGAUUCGAUCGGGGUAAGUUAGAAUGUAAAUUUAUUUUCUCAUGUUCUGUUUCUUAUGCUUCUGACAUUUGAAAAUUAAUGAUUUUGAUCAAGCACCUUUUAUGCUACCAUGUCCCGCAACCAGAGGUGUUUUUCCAUGGUCGGUCAGCUAAAACUACUGGUUAGGGCACGCUACUCUUUAGCCAGGUUAAAAGGAGAAGAGAUGGUAAUUUUAUCACAGGUUAGCUAAUGCUUUUUGCCAUGACAAUCUUCUGUUGAUGCAUAGCAUGUUGAUGUUGGAGUACCUUAGAAAACCUGAGUGGAAGCUGGAGCAAGAGUUGGAAGGGAAAGUUCUAUGUCAUGGAGGAUGUCUUAGCUUUUUUCCAUUUAUAGAUAUUUUCCCAAGAAAAACAGAACCUUGAUGUAUCUUAUUGAUGGUUAGAUUUCUUGUUCAUUUAUAUUAAACCUAGUGAUUAUUAUAAUUGAGAAACAGAAAUACAGUAUGUCAUCCUGCUGAACAGGUUUCCACCUUAAGCCAACCUAAUUCUCUGUAAUCGAAGGACUUAAACAAUCCCUGCCUGCCUCAAGCUUCACUUGCUCAUGUAUCAUGGCACCACUGCUGCAGCAGCCACAGCACCACCAGUACUCCGGCCAGCAAGCCGGUACCUGAGUCAGAUUGAGAGAAUGCGAAAAGUGAACAUACUUUAAUUGGACUGCAAAGGCUAGGGAAUCCCUUCUUAGUAAAGUGCGGAUACUCUGUAGUCACCAUAUUGUUAAGAUCAGGAUCAAGCCGUAAAAUUGUAGAAUGGGUCGGAUUGAUUGUGGAUCGGUCAUAAUUCAUAAGUUUUGUUUUAAUGAUUUCUUUUGAAACUUUUUAAAUAUAAAAGAUGUGAAAAUUGAGAUACAAGUCAACUAUAAAGUAUAUGAAUGGCAAAUAGAAAGCUAUAUAUAAAAAAAGUCUUAAUUUUCACCAACAUAGGCCAUAUAGAGCAUGUCUAAUGAAACAAAUAUUUUGUUGGUUAUUGAAGGAAUUCAUAAACUAUCUUUGUUGGUUAUUCAAGGAAUUCAUAAACUCCUUCAAUUUAAUUACUGCUUUAGAUAGAUUUUAGGAAAGAAAAGACAAUACUUUAAUAUAUGGCUAUAAAUUUUUUUUUAAAAAAAAUGCAUUUUGUUUUGAACUCUAUGAACUUCAAUAACUUGCUUGCUCAUUUUACUACCUGAGAAUUACUGUUGGGAGGUAAUCUAACAGCCACAAUUUUGCAUAUAGAAAAUGGAUGUGCCUAUGAUUUAGUAUGUAAUUGAUGUAAUCAAGUUAGAUCAUAAUGUGUAGUCCGUGAUAUGGAUCUAAAUCUUGUAAUUCUACUGAUCCUGAUCUGUGGAUGGGAUCCAGAAUGUUUAGGGCCAUUUUUAUUAUUUGGAUUGUGAAUUGUAAGAUAAUUAACAACAAUGUUAGUCACCAUCAUAUGGUCCUUCUUCCUUGUGCCCCUGUAGUAGCUGACCUGUAGGGUGAGGCUACAGGGUGCGGAAGGGACCCUGCUGGGCCUAAAGUACGUUACUACAAAGUCCCCUUACCAUGCAGGACUAUCAUGGUGUGCACACAGAGAAGGCCACAUGGUGAUGGCCACAGGAUCUAGGCUUGUCCUAGUAUGCAUGUAUCCACUUUCAUGUUCUUUUCUAUUUUUUAAGCAUAUGCUGGAUCUCAUAUCUAGUCAUCCUUACAAAAAUGUACGUGCUUAUAAUCGCCUAAUGGUACAGUCUGAAAUCUUUUACCUUCUUUGCAGGGAUGGUGUUUCUUGCUUGCUAAAAACUUUUUAGGUCUAAUUCCAGUCAUCAAUACAUGAUUUUUGAUUAUUCUUCCUUCCUCCUAUGUUCGAGGUCUCAGCCAACGAGGUGAAUAUUGAAUACGAAGAUAUCGGCAAGCAACAAGCAAACAUCUCCCAAUUUCAACAUUUGCUGCACUACCGAUCAAUUAUGGUAUAUGAUCUACUGUAAUACGAGUAAACUAAUGAUUGCUGCAAGUUUUGAAGUUUAAUGGAACUCAAAUAAGGAAUAUCCGACAUCUCAGUCAUCUUGUUGACUGUGAGUGCCACCAUGUGACAUAUUAGAAGGUUUUGUUUUAGUAUUUGCACCUUUUACAUUCGUAAAUUCUGUGUUUGAGACUUGGGUAGCUUGUGGAAACAAGUACUUGGUGUAAAAAUUCGAAGACAAUUUUUUCUUGCUGUUUUGGAGAGGCUGCUGCUGCUGCCUCACCCUGUACUUUGAAGGACUAUGGAAUUUCAUGUGAAAGAUUGUCUGAUUUGUUGGAGCCAUACAUAGGCUUCUCAGAAGAUAACCAGGUACCAAAUCUAGAUGUUGUGGAAAGCCCCAUAUCAAAUCUGGAAAUCGUAUAUGAUGGUCUUCUAUGGGCAUGAAGUAGCUGACCUUACAAGAUGAUAUAAUGCUCCAGUCGGCAUCAUAUUACAUUGAUAAGGUGAGUCCAAACUGAUCAAAAUUGCCGUUUCACCUUGGCUUUGACAUCGUUCUUUCCAAAAAUUUGAGUGCGCAAGCAUGCGCGGAGCACACGCAGAAUUGGAUGCAGCUAAUAAGUCCACGAAGGCUUUGAUUUCUUUUUCCA